AUGACACCGAAUGCGAGCUACAUUGAGAUGUACCCGCUGGACGUCCGCUCGUCGGGCGAAGAAGAGCCCAUCUACCGCCCAACCCACGUAGAGAACACUUCUCGUCCCGGUGUGCUCAAGAGAACUCUGACUUCGGUUGCGAACUUCUUCUGCAGCUGGCGCUUCGUCGAACUCGUGGUGAGUAAAUCAAAUCUCACCGGACGUUCAACCACGUGUUGUUUCAGAUUGCAGCGGUGUUCCUUACGGCGGGUGUCUAUGUGUUCGGGACCUUCAUUUACAAAUCACUCACCAAGAUGAAAUGA
Molecule: messenger RNA, 302 nt
Organism: Caenorhabditis sp. 36 PRJEB53466
Lineage: Eukaryota; Metazoa; Nematoda; Chromadorea; Rhabditida; Rhabditidae
Source: the annotation of a GenBank genome assembly